AUGCCUUCCGAAGAGCGCAGAUUCCCAGUACGGUUUCCAAUCUUCGAAGGCAUAAUUCCACUAGGUGUUCACUUGGCGAUACGAACCCAGUGGUAUCGCCAAAUGGCUCGCCGUAUUCGAGCCAUUCCAGUCCUCGGCAUCAUUCCACGUACCGACUUCUUGACUAUCGACGAGGAAACAGUCGAACCCCUUCCGCUGUACACCAAGGUGCCAUCAGCCGGCGAGAUCACGGUCGAGAUCUCGACUUCGGAGAAGCUGCCAGACUACCGUGAUGCUGUGCCCACGGAUGAUGUGGUUGCCGGGAGGAAAAGGAAGCGUAGGACGAGGCUUGAUGGUCGUUGCAGAUGGUCGGCGAAGAGAAGGCGGACUGAAGUUGUGGUGGAGAGUACUUUAGAGCCCCUCAGGACCAACAACAGCGACAACGCAUUUCGUUCUUCUUACCUUUGCCGCGAACUUCGCAAGGACCAGGAAAGACAGCGCAAGGACCAGGAAAGCCAGCGCAACGAUUACCGCCAGCUCAACAACAACCACAUUGAUCUACGCAACGAGCACGACAAGCUUCCUGGUGCUGGCGAGACGACUAUCGAUAUCUCGCCGUCAGAGCAGGGGGAGAUGCUUCCUGAGUACUCUGAGGCGGGGAAAGAGGAAGAUGAGGGCAUGUCACAGGGCUGA
This is a messenger RNA of Neurospora crassa OR74A, 672 nucleotides long. RefSeq lists its product as hypothetical. The transcript has 4 exons. Lineage: Eukaryota; Fungi; Ascomycota; Sordariomycetes; Sordariales; Sordariaceae. The record is from RefSeq and is a predicted model, not a curated record. Bases 1 to 672 code for a protein of 223 amino acids.